UUUCCCCUCUGUCAAUAACUCCAAGAUACAAUAGCAUACGAGAACCGGCGCUGCCACGAUCCAGUAUAUGCACACCAACAACUGACUACCCAUCCAGCGGUGAACCAGCACUACCAGAAACAAGUGCCUGCUCCACACAUGCAAUGUCAUAUCGCGAAGUGCCAAUUGCGCUGUCUCCCAUUAAAAGGAAGCGAACAUUCGAUGGGUAUUCACCAAGAUUCGUCGACUUUAUGAUCCGUGAUGCCCAGAUACAACUUCACGGUGCUACGUGUGAACUAUCUCCACAUUCCAAGGCACUUUUUCCUAGCGACCAUAGUCAUAGUAGCACUGAUGAUGAAAUUAGAUCUUUGGAAGUGGAUGAGGUCUCAUCGGAUACCCUAGACAGAACUCAAAAGCAGUUUUAGUGCAGGGGGAGUCCGUUUCUACACAGUGUAUCAGUGGUCAGAGGGCCCUGCGGCGAGUCCACUUCCGCCGCCAAUACGCCCACUGAAGAAACGCGGGCGUCCGCCUAAGGCCAGGCCUACUGAGGACUCCACUCCGCCCUCUCGCGGACGAGGACGGCCACGGCGACACGCUUCGUCCUGCCCAACAUCGUCAGUGCAACAUUAAUUGUGACUGGCUACUCGUCGGGGCGCCUUCGCAUCCAGAGGGGGAGCCUGUAGCACCACCGAACGCACGCCGCGCUCGCGUGCGCACUCACACUGUGUCGGGACGGGACACAGACGCACACUAGCUCGCCGCGCCACCUUUAUAAGGAGCCACCGAGCCAUCGAUCGGUAGUCUCUGCGCUAGCGCGCCGCUGUAUCCACGCAUUGGAAGAGCCCGCCUAGCCUGAGCCGCCCCUGCCCGCUCGCCCGUGGUGACGUAUCCUGCUUGUUUCGUGACGUCACGACACGAACUGGCCGGGACCGUACCGCGCGUCGAUCCGUAUAGAGUUAGUGUAGUCAUACGAGUGUAGAAUUAAUGUUUACACAUUUGUUAGCAAAUAAAUUGCCUUGAAGUUUCACCCCAAGUUUUAUUGAAGACCUUAACAAUCUUACAAUCUGGCGCCCAACGUGGGGCCCGGAAGCUGGCUAGCCCAAAACAAGGAACACGUAGAAGAAUAAAAGAAGAACCGCUGAACACCAUGAGUUUGUCAACCGAGCAAUUUGAAAAGUUACUGUCAGUAAUUGGUAGUAAUCAACAGCGACGGGGUUCUUUUACCACCUGUAAGGUUACAUUUAAUGGUGCUAGGGACACAGAAACUGUGGAAUCUUUUCUGGCUGCGGUUUCAGUGUUCAAGUCUGUGGAACAAAUCCCUGAUGAAGAUGCCAUUAUGAGCGUUCCCUUAAUUUUGAGAGAAGAGGCAGCUACCUGGUGGAAUGGCAUAAAGGAACAGGUAAAAACCUGGGAAGAAUUUAUUUCAAGAGUUCGCCACGCCUUUGCCCCAAGAGACCUGGGUACCAAUUAUACCAGAACGUGGUGAACAUUAAGCAAGGUGAAGAUGAACUCACAGAGGUGUUUGUUGCAAAGAAGAGGGCGCUUAUCGCACAAAUGCCAGAACCACACUCGGAAACUCAACAAAUUGAUAUGAUUUACGGGCAGUUACGGUACAAAAUCAGGGUAAAAAUGCCACGCGACACCGUCAAUACCCUUGACGCCCUAGUGAAGGCAGCCAGGGGUAUAGAACAGCUCUUGGUUGAGAAGAAGAUCCCAGAAGAAGGGACAAAGAAGGAGGAAGAAACAGGGAAAGUGCCAUUUAAAAAGAAGCGCUGCACAUACUGUCGAUUGCCUGGGCAUUCAAUCGAGACAUGUCGGAAGAAGGAAAAGAAGGAUCUCGCUUCUGGUACUUCUGAUGCUUCUGUCGCGAAACCUGCGCCUAAAAAUGUUGCCAUGGGUACUCAAGCACCAUCGCCCUCCACACCAACGUUUGCAUGCUACGGAUGUGGUACACCAGGAGUGGUCCGUUCAAAAUGCACCACCUGUGCCAACGCUAAGCCGAAGGUGGGAAGAGCUGAAGUAAGUUUCUGCUCAAUCAACACGGCAGAUGUACGCGCUCGACAAAUUGUGGGUAUUGCUAUAGGCAAAAUAACAGGGAACGCCUACGUGGACACUUGCGCGAAGACAAGCGUUGCCUCAUACGCGCUGUACAAAUGCCUGCGUAGACUUGGCUUUGCGUUCCAGACACAACAGCUGAUGGUGAAACUGGCUGAUGGCACCACUACUCAGAGAGACGUAUUAACGGUGGAGGCCCCCGUUAGUAUCUGCUAUCGUGUUGUACCGACGACUUUUAUCGUCUUCCCAGAAGCUCGUGAGUCUCGCACACUGUUGGGUAUUGGGUUUAUCGAGGAUGCCAAAAUGGUACUCAACGUACCUCAGAAGACAUGGUAUUUUGAGGAUCACCCUGGAGAUGUCUUCGACCUCCAAGACGAAGAUGCUGAGGAGAUAUCACUGGCCAAGAUGGAAGCUACGCCUAUUCAUUUUAAUCCUCGGUUACGUCCUAUACUAAAGGAUGUCGAGAUGCCUGAAUUUAUUUCCCCUCUGUCAGUAACUCCAAGGUACAAUAGCAUACGAGAACCGGCGCUGCCACGAUCCAGUAUAUGCACACCAACAACUGACCACCCAUCCAGCGGAGAACCAGCACUACCAGAAACAAGUGCCUGCUCCACACAUACAAUGACAUAUCGCGUAGUGCCAAUUGCGCUGUCUCCCAUUAAAAGGAAGCGAACAUUCGAUGGGUAUUCACCAAGAUUCGUCGACUUUAUGAUCCGUGAUGCCCAGAUACAACUUCACGGUGCUACGUGUGAACUAUCUCCACAUUCCAAGGCACUUUUUCCUAGCGACCAUAGUCAUAGUAGCACUGAUGAUGAAAUUAGAUCUUUGGAAGUGGAUGAGGUCUCAUCGGAUACCCUAGACAGAACUCAAAAGCAGUUUUAGUGCAGGGGGAGUCCGUUUCUACACAGUGUAUCAGUGGUCAGAGGGCCCUGCGGCGAGUCCACUUCCGCCGCCAAUUCGCCCACUGAAGAAACGCGGGCGUCCGCCUAAGGCCAGGCCUACUGAGGACUCCACUCCGCCCUCUCGCGGACGAGGACGGCCACGGCGACACGCUUCGUCCUGCCCAACAUCGUCAGUGCAACAUUAAUUGUGACUGGCUACUCGUCGGGGCGCCUUCGCAUCCAGAGGGGGAGCCUGUAGCACCACCGAACGCACGCCGCGCUCGCGUGCGCACUCACACUGUGUCGGGACGGGACACAGACGC
This is a messenger RNA of Helicoverpa zea (corn earworm), 3238 nucleotides long. RefSeq lists its product as uncharacterized. Lineage: Eukaryota; Metazoa; Arthropoda; Insecta; Lepidoptera; Noctuidae. The transcript is spliced from 2 exons. The record is from RefSeq and is a predicted model, not a curated record. Bases 1534 to 2916 code for a protein of 460 amino acids.